Messenger RNA from Daphnia pulex (common water flea), 5242 nucleotides. It is a transcript of the gene RalGPS, whose product is annotated as ras-specific guanine nucleotide-releasing factor RalGPS1-like. Lineage: Eukaryota; Metazoa; Arthropoda; Branchiopoda; Diplostraca; Daphniidae. Gene Ontology annotation, biological process: Ras protein signal transduction; positive regulation of GTPase activity. Bases 2069 to 4267 code for a protein of 732 amino acids. The transcript is spliced from 9 exons. Gene Ontology annotation, cellular component: plasma membrane. The record is from RefSeq and is a predicted model, not a curated record. Gene Ontology annotation, molecular function: guanyl-nucleotide exchange factor activity.
UUGUGGUCACAGUGUGUCAGCAGCUUAGUGGUGGCCACUUGAUCAAACUGUUGACUUCAAAAAUCAUUCCCAUAUCAUUCACAGUUUACUUUUUGUGUUUGUAGUGUUCUUCAGCAUGUUUGUCAUUAGUAUCAAGGCCACCGUUGCUUGACAAACACAAACUGUGUCUCUCCAAGUCCAUGCAACAUUGUAGAGCUAUCAUUAGUCUGAUAAGUCAAGUGUUUAGGUACGAGGGUGCAAAAUGAAACUAAUUGUAGGGUCCAACUGUGUUACCCACUUUGGGUAGCACAAAAGACCAUUAAUCAAUAGCAACUAAAAUCUUUAUUCAAUUAAUUUAAACAAAAAUACUAUGGGAAUUUUAUGUGGAAAGGCUGAGGUUACUCAAUCACACCAUCAAUCAGAGUCACUUUGGUGCUGUCAAGGCUAACAAAGUGUUCGAAAAGCGCAUCGGAAAAUUCUGAAUGUAGGAAACGAGGAGAAGCAACAAUGUACACAUACGUUGAUUGAAACGGCAUUUAACCAAAGUGGCCUGCAAUUUAGUUGUUUAACUUUUUGUUCGUACGAUGCUGUUAAGAAGCAAAAAAAAACUAAGCAAAAAGAUUUACGUAUUCAAACAGAACCUGUUACGAUUGUUUAAACUCGGCAGAUUUUCAGGUAAAUUCGCUACGUGCCUUGAAAGCUCAAUAGUUUCGCAAUCUGAAGUGGCUUCUGUUUGACGAGAGCGACACACACUAUUCGGUUGAAAGUAAGAACAAACAAAAUUGACUUUUCUAAAUUCGCUGAAAAAAUACAGCAUCCGUGUUUGCUGUAUUUGGUUCAAAGGGAAAACAAUUUCAGAUUGCUGGUAAACAUGGUUUGAAGAAUCAAGUAGCCAAUAGCCAAGGAUUAACAAUAUUUGCCGUCAGAACAAAUAUACUACGCUGCUGGAGAUUGCCACUCGCUAUGUAACUAUUGUCACUGGCUGAAUCGAAUUGCUUUGUUUGUUGACUUGUCUUCGUCAGCAUUUUCCUCUUUUCUUUUUCUUUUUACCAAUAGGAGGAAUUGCAUUUUCCUAGUUUGCUAUUAACUUGGACUCUUUUAAACCACUACGUCAGUGUCAAGGAAGAACCGUUGGAGAAGACGUUCUCCUCCACAGAACUUAAUCCUUUUCUUUUUUGAGCCCAACGUCUGUAUAGUAUGUAAACAAGUCCAUCAACCAUCCCGAGUACUUUGUCUCUCUGGGUCUUGCCAGUCGGGUCAUUGACUCGCCAGUGAAAUCAGUCAUACUCUCAAUAGCGCAGAAGUCGACGGAGCCAAAACUUUUUGAAUCAAUCACAUCUUCAGAAAGCUGCUGCUGUAAUCGCUGAAGUGGAAACUAACGUGGUUGGCCAGCUCCAUCGGAUAACUAGCCCAGCUAUAGAGUUGGAGAAUGCGCACGAUAGUAACCAUAGUAACACGCUACGUGCGAAUUGGAAGAUUUUUGGGGGCAAUGAGUUUUUACGACCCAAAACACUCUGAACGCGUCGUCAACAGGAAAAAAAAAAGAAGGGGAGAGAAAAUAAAAAACAAUUCGUUAUCUGGUCUCAUAAACAUCCUUUUUGGCGCCAGAACCGAUAUCGGGAAUUAAAAAGGGGAACAAAUUCGAAUAAUCAAGAGGAUGCAGGAAUGCAGUCGGCUACGAGAGUGUGACGUAAUUUCGGUCGUGGAAUCCAUUUCAAAUGUUGUAAACGAAACCGUGAGAGUGCAUGCGUCAGCGUGUUGUUGUUUUUUAAACUCGUUUCUUUCUCUUCUCUCGCCGUCAUUCCCGAUCUGAGAACCCAAUCCUUGUGUACAUAUUUUUGGCCGAUCUCGUUUCACUCUGCCUGUUCGAUUCCAAAAGUCCACUUUCAGUUACACACGCACACAAUCAAGUUCUCGAGCUUCAGUUCGGGAGAUUUCCAAUUGCUUUUCUGGGCUUGUAGCUGCCGUCAUCGUUGAGGGUUCCGGUUUGGUAAUGGAGCGUGAUUGAGUGCUUCCUCUCUUGAUUUUUCGGGCUCAAUUAGAAGAGCCGUUGCAUCCGGACCGAAGAGCAAAAUACAUACCGUAAAAGAUGAUGGCUAAAAUGAAAUAUUCCGAAAUACCACGCGAUUUGUCUUCAGACAGUAUCGCCGCCUACAGGCUCGCCCAGGGAUCGCCUGAUCGAGACAAAUGGAAAAGAAACUCGAGUGAGGGUCGAGGUAGUCCAGAAUCGGGAACUUCAUCCAGUGAUUCUCCACCCGUCCGACUCUUUCACCAACAGCUGUCGUCACGUCGAUCCACUUCAGCAUUUCGCUCGCAUUGCCUGGGCUCGCGGAAGGAGUCGCCCGAGCCGCCCGACGAAGUGGACGGCAAUGGGGACGCUUUUGUCCGUGCGGGAUCGAGUCAUCGUCAGUGCGAAAUGGAUCAGCAGCACCGACGUUCUAGUCGACGCGGAGCCAGCCCCGCCCAACCAACUCCUUACAUGUUACACCAUUCACUGCCUCGCUCGGCCGGAGCCAAAUCGAGCAGCUUGCCGGCCAGUGCUCGGUCCGGUCUAUCGGCCAUGCUGUGCGUUGAUGGCUCAGCGAUGGAACGCCAUGCCGACUGCCCCGUGCAGUCCAUCGUCAAUGUGAGCGCGGAAAGCGUGGCUGCCCAAUUGACCCUGCUGGUCGUUCCCAUCUUUCAAAACAUCCAGCCGGAGGAGUUGACAUCUUGCGGCUGGUGCAAGAGCAACAAACUGGAACUGGCGCCAAAUGUUGUGGCCAUGACGCGCCAUUUUAAUCACGUCAGUUUCUGGACCGUCCAGGAGAUACUCAACGAAGCGAGCGUGAGGCCGCGCGCGGAAGUCGUCUCGCAUUUCAUCCGCAUCGCCAAAAAGCUGCACGAACUCAACAACCUGCACACGCUGAUGGCCGUCGUCAGCGCCCUGCGCAGCGCUCCCAUCUACCGCCUGCAGAAGACGUGGGCCGCCGUCACCAAGAAAGACGUCCAGUUGCUGGAACGAUUGGCCGACUUGUUUUCGGAUCACAACAACUCUGAGAAGCUGCGGCAACACAUGGAUUCGCUCAAGCUGCCUUGCGUUCCGUAUUUGGGCCUUUUCCUGUCCGACGUCAACUUUAUCGACGUGGCGCACCCGCACCACGGCGGCCUUGAAUCGCAACGACGACAGUUGCAGAUGAACAACUUGCUACGAAUCUUGGCCAACUACCAACAGUCGGAUUACUCCUUCCUGCCUGUCAAGAAUCACGUGAUGGAGUACCUGCGCUCAGCCAAAUACAUAGAAGAAUUGCAAAAACUCCUCGAAGACGACCAAUAUAAGUUGUCGCUGAAGUUGGAGCCUUCCACGCCGCCGAGCUCGACGGGGUCCAAAGAAUCCUUUUACGACGUCAAAUCGGCCAUGGGCCAAUUGAACGUGUCGCCCAGGAAGGCGGCUUCGGUCCGUAAACCGGCAGUGACAUCUGACGGCUCUGGCCACGGCGUCAAAUUUGUUCCCGGCCAUACGAAAUCCAGGAGCUUGGGUACAAAAUUGAGGAGCGCCAGCUUACCCCGAAGUGCGUAUCGUCAGCCCUUUACGGCAGCGUCGGGCGAUUCUUCCAUAUUCCGGAAUGGAUCUAAUCACGCGCCGUCGUACCUCAAAGAGAACGAGGCUGGCAGCGGCGUCUGGCGGCAUUCGCUGGCCAACCAUGGCUUCGAUUCGACGCUUCGCAAUUUGAUUGACGACAGUGUCCAGGAAGAAUCGACGACCACCACAUCGUCGUGUGCGAUGAACUCGUCACCACGUCAGUCACUCCACGGCGAGCUUGAUCCUUCCGCCCCCCACAACAACGACAACCAUUCCGCUCAAGGGUCGGAUCACUCUCUUAGUGGAUUGGAUUCGCCUUUGCCACCUCCGCCCAUCCGCUGCUGUUGCAUUCAGGGAUGCGUCCGCAAAAAAGCCGUUUUGAAAGAUGGCCGGCGUCCGGCCGUCAGUGCAUGGCAGAGGUAUUGGAUACAGCUCUCUGGUUCCAACCUGCUUUUUUAUCAACCUAAACACCUCCGAGGAUCCGACCGAUCGGAUUUUCGACGACGCCCCUUUAAAGCCGUUUCCAUCACCGGCUGGUCAGUGGAGCGGCACCACAGUCCUCGCCAUCCGGACUCUGUUUUAUUGAAAAACACUCAAAAGGGUGACGCCUACAAACUUCGUAUCGUCUGUCCGGACGCCAUUGAAGAUUGGCUCAAUUUGUUGACGUUGGCCAUUGAAACGCCAGCUGAGAGUUCAGACGACGCAGAGAAUCUCAUGUCAUUUGAAUGAGCCUUCGUCCGUCCUCGACUCGACAGCUGCCCACAGCUGCCGUACCGGAUAAGAGUAUAGAACAUUUUAAUGCCCAGUUGGUGUUCUCCUCGCCUUGGUCGUUGGUCAUCGUGAAACACAAGAUGAUACUCAAUGCUGGAUAAGAUAAGUAACGGGUGGGAAAUGAUUGUCGACAAUUUUGGACCUUUGCCCAGAAUUCUCCGUCACGGAAGAAAACUCCUCACUCUUAUUUGCCAUCCCGUCAGUUCCUUCACAGAUGAGUGACUGACCUUUUUUGGAUGUGUGUAUGUGUGUGUGUGUGUAUUUUUUCUCGUCAUCAAUUAUGUAAUUCUCAUAAUCCCACAUGUAUAGGUAAAAUUUUUUUUUUCUUUUGGCUCACUCCUAUCACACAGCUGCUUUCGUUUUUUGUGUGUGUAGUAAAAAAAAGGAAGAAAAAUAAUCCAGCCUUCUGCCCGGCACGCCUCCUCUUUCCUACUCGUCGUCUUAUAUUUGAAGCUCAAUCGAUUCCUCUUUAAGAUGAUUGCUGUUACUAUAAUUUUGUCCUUGUUAAAGUCACACGCGCUCUCGACGUGUGAGCGGAAUCUCUCGUUAUUGGAUCAACGUGCUCUCUCCCCCUCCCCCCCUCUUCCGUUCACGACACCGCAGGCAUCACCGAAUUAACACGGAAGCAGCACGGAUGUGGUGUUGCCUUUUCUAAAAAAAAAACAUGUUCUGGCAUUCGUUGUGUUUUUCCCCUCGGCUUCAUCGACAUGUGUUCCCUUAUUCUUGCCCCCUUCAUUUUCUGUUUGCUCCUCUACGUUCUAGUCUGUCUUGGAUUUAAGGAGAAUGACAGGACAACCCGUUUGUGUCCUUGUCUACCAUCAUCAGGAAAAAUAAUUGAAAUUAGGAAUCUGAAGGAGCAAUUCAAAAAAGUAGCAUCCGAAAUCUUGUUGUUCUCGAUCUUGCGAAUACAUGAAAUAAUUCUCGUUCACGUAA